UGCAACCUGGUCACCGGUGAGUGCGUGUGGGACCCCCCGGCCGGCGUCCGCAUCAAGCGCACUAGCGAGAACCAGUGGUGGGAGCUGUUUGACCCCAACACAUCGCGCUUCUACUACUACAACGCCAGCACGCAGCGCACCGUGUGGCACCGGCCGCAGGGCUGCGAUAUCAUCCCGUUGGCCAAGCUGCAGACACUGAAGCAGAACACCGAGUCCCCACGUGCCUCGGCCGAGAACAGCCCCGGGCGCGGGAGCAGCGUCAGCCACGAGGGCAGCACCAGCUCCUCCCUGGAGCCCGAGCCGGACGGAGACAAGGCGCAGGAGUUGCCCGGGAGGCCAGGACGGCCGGCGGCCUUCGCGGCUGCGCGAGAGGAGAGCGGCAGUUCUUCACCACCAGCAGUGUUCCUUGACAAGGACUAUGAAGUCUACCGGGAUUGCAGCGUGGAUGGCCAACUUCUGCACUACAGGACCUCCUCACUCCGGUGGAACUCAGGCACCAAGGAGCGGGUUCUCAUCAAGGUGGCCGACCGCGAGCCCAGCUUCCUUGCCACCCAGGGCAAUGGCUACACCCCAGACAGCCAGCCUGGAGGCCGCUCCCGCAGGCCCUCAGGCAGCCAGCACUCACCUGGCCUACAGACCUUCUCCCCUGAGGCAGACAGCAAUAUCUUCUUCCCGGACAGGAGACCAUCUCCAUUCCUAAAGAGAGCUGAGCUCCCCGGAAGCUGCUCCCCGCUACUGGCCCAGCCCCGAAAACCUUCCAGUGAUUCACAGCCCUCUUCCCCACGCUAUAGCUACGAGCCCCCCCUCUAUGAGGAGCCCCCAGUGGAGUAGCAGGCCCCCAUUUAUGAUGAGCCCCCUAUGGAUGUGCAGUACGAGGCCAGCGGCAGCUUCCAGGCUGCCUCACCGCAGAGGUCCCCGGGCCGCAAGCCCCGGGCCUUCCUGGCACCCUCCAAGCAGGCACCGCCCUCGCCCUGCCAGCAGCUGGUACUCACCAGGCAGAAGUGUCCAGAGCGCUUCAUGAGCCUGGAGUACAGCCCUGCGGGCAAGGAGUACGUGCGGCAGCUGGUGUACGUGGAGCAGGCCGGCUCCAGCCCCAGGCUGCAUGCAGGCCCCCGGCACAAGUAUAUACCCAACCCUGGUGGUGGCUCCUACUCCCUGCAGCCCAGCCCCUGCCUGCUGAGGGACCAACGCCUGGGGGUCAAGUCUGGAGACUACAGUACCAUGGAGGGGCCCGAGCUGCAGCCUGGUCCAGUGCACUCACCACUAAUGCAGGCCCAGGAGGACGCCAUGUCUUGGUCCAGCCAGCAGGACACCUUGUCCUCCAUGGGCCACUCCCCUGGCACACGCAAGAGGAAGAGCAGGAAGCCUUCUCUGUGCCAAGCCCCCGAUGGCCCAGGGGACCUACUCCGAGAGCAGCCUCUGGCAGAGGAACAGCCCCCCUGUGGGCCUAGCCUUACCCCUGUGAAGCAUGUGGAGGGUGAAGUGGACGGGGCAGGGGCAGCGGAGCCUUUCCUGGCGCAGGCGCGGCUGGCCUGGGAGGCACAGCAGGCCCACUUCCACAUGAGGCAGAGGAGCAGCUGGGACUCCCAGCAGGAUGGCUCUGGCUAUGAGAGCGAUGGCGCCUUGCCCCUGCCCAUGCCUGGGCCUGUGGUACGCGCCUUCAGUGAGGACGAGGCCCUGGCACAGCAAGACAGCAGGCACUGGAAGAGGGGUACCUUCGAGAAGCUUGGCUUCCCCCAGAUCUUGCUCGAGAAGAGCAUUUCUGUGCAGACCAAUCUGGCCUCACCGGAGCCUUACCUCCACCCCUCACAGUCUGAGGACCUCGGUGCCUGUGCCCAGUUUGAGGGCAGCCGGCAGAGCCGCGGCGUGAUGCCCAGCUCCAGCUGCGUCUUCCCUUCCUUCACUCUGCGCAAGCCCUCAUCGGAGACCGACAUUGAGAACUGGGCCUCCAAGCACUUCAACAAGCACACGCAGGGCCUCUUCCGGCGGAAGGUGUCCAUUGCCAACAUGCUGGCCUGGAGCAGCGAGUCCAUCAAGAAGCCCAUGAUUGUGACCAGUGACCGGCACGUGAAGAAGGAGGCCUGUGAGCUCUUCAAGCUGAUCCAGAUGUACAUGGGCGACCGGCGGGCCAAGGCAGACCCGCUGCAUGUGGCCCUGGAGGUGGCCACCAAGGGCUGGAGUGUGCAGGGGCUGCGUGAUGAGCUGUACAUCCAGCUGUGCCGACAGACCACCGAGAACUUCCGCCUCGAGAGCCUAGCCCGGGGCUGGGAGCUCAUGGCGAUCUGCCUGGCCUUCUUCCCGCCCACACCCAAGUUCCACUCCUACCUAGAGGGCUACAUCUACCGACACAUGAACCCUGUCAAUGACACCAAAGGUGAUCAGGCCCUUCCGGGGACCCAGCAGCUGGCUCUGCCAGACCCCAGCCCUCAGCUUUCUGGGCAGCUCUGCAAACUGAACUGCCACCAGCUUUAUGGAAAUGGGGAGAUGGGGCGCACCAGCAGCCACUUCUCCCUCCUUCAGGAUGAUUGGGCGGGGCCUCCCUGGCCGGUGUGGACUGACGAAUGGCUGGCCGGGCAGUCUAUCACGGCGUUCCGCCCCCGCAUACGCCACAUGACGCAGCCCAUCAUGGCGGCGGGAGCGCGGCUGCCCGGGCCCGCCGCUCCGCAGGACUGCUGCCGUUGCUGCUGUUGA
Molecule: messenger RNA, 2691 nt
Organism: Nycticebus coucang (slow loris)
Lineage: Eukaryota; Metazoa; Chordata; Mammalia; Primates; Lorisidae
Product: rho GTPase-activating protein 39-like
Cellular component (GO): cytoskeleton; cytoplasm
Molecular function (GO): GTPase activator activity; protein binding
Source: RefSeq, a predicted model, not a curated record